Messenger RNA from Brenthis ino (lesser marbled fritillary), 2115 nucleotides. The record is from the annotation of a GenBank genome assembly. Lineage: Eukaryota; Metazoa; Arthropoda; Insecta; Lepidoptera; Nymphalidae.
AUGAGUGAUUAUUCUUCUAUGGCUACGCUUCAAAACAAUAGCCAAACGGCGGGAUUUGCGGCUGCUGUACAACGUGCUAGAUUGGUUGCCGCCAAAAUUGAAGGUGGUGGCAGUAAGAGACCAUUGGAAGAAGGACCUGAACCAAGUGCUAAGAAACUAGCGCCUAUCGAGUCUUCAUAUCCACCUCAACAACCACCACAACAAGCCAUGAGUGCAACACCGGCGCGCAUCUCGAAUGCUUCGGCACCUCCCGCGCCGCCCGCUGCGCCACCAAACAUGAUGCCUGAUCAGGCUAUAAAUGAGUAUAUUAGGGUGCCUGAUAAGAUGGUUGGACUUAUAAUCGGUCGCGGCGGUGAACAGAUAACGCGUUUGCAAGCCGAGUCAGGUUGUAAGAUACAAAUGGCGCCAGAUUCUGGCGGCCAGCCUGACCGUUUGUGUACGCUCACCGGCUCGCGAGAGGCUAUCACUAGAGCCAGGGAACUAGUGAACCAGAUAGUGAACCAUCGCGGUCGUGAGAAUGCCCCUCAGCAUCAAGACAACCCUGGUGGUGGUGGCGGCGGCGGUGGUGGUGGCGGUAUGCCGCCCAUGAAUAGAAGUGGCAUGUCUAUUACGGAACAAAUCAUGCUACCUGGACCUAAAGUGGGUUUGAUCAUUGGUAAGAAUGGUAAAACCAUCAAGCAGUUGCAAGAGCAGUCUGGCGCCAAAAUGGUUGUCAUCCAAGAUGGGCCCAAUACAGAAUAUGAGAAACCUCUCCGGAUAUCUGGAGAUCAGUCCAAGGUAGAGCAUGCAAAGCAGCUGGUGUACGAGUUGCUCGCCGACAAAGAUGUGCAGCAAGGUGGUCAGAGACCAUACGACGAUGGAUAUUCACAAGAGCAAGGAAAUGGACUUGCCACAAAUUCUACUGAGGUACUAGUACCAAAAGUAGCAGUGGGUGUUGUGAUUGGACGCGGCGGGGAUAUGAUCAAGAAGAUCCAAGCUGAGACCGGCUGCAGGGUGCAGUUCCACCAGGAGAGAGACGAUGGACCUGGAGACAAGAGGUGUUAUUUACAAGGGAAGCCUCAUCAAGUAGACCAGGCCAGACAAAUGAUUGAAGAUUUAAUUGCCAGUGUUAAUAUGGCAAUACGUUCAGGACGCGGGCGCGGUGGUCCCGGCGGGCCGCAGCGCAACGGCAGCGAGCGCGACUUCCAGCAGUGGCCCGAGCAGCAGGGGCAGGAGAUACGAGUUACUUUCACCGUGUCUAAUGUUAAAUGUGGACUUAUUAUUGGACGGGGUGGUGAAGUGAUAAAACAGAUCAACGCACAGUCCGGCGCCCACUGCGAGCUAGACCGGCGUGCGCAGAACAACGACCGCAACAACCGCACCUUCUACAUCCGUGGACACCCCGAGGCGGUGGAACACUGCAAGCGGAUCAUCAUGGAGAAAGUCAGCAUGCCGGUGAACUUCAUCCCCGACAACGGUAGCGGUGGCGGUGGUGGUGGUAACGGCGGUAACGGUAACAACGGUAACAAUGGAAAUGGCGGGGACUACUACGGUGGCGGAGGCCCGGCACCCGGCCCGCCGGCCUGGGGCUACAACCCGCACUGGCACCAUCAACAGCAACAUCAGCCGCAGCAACAAGUCCAAAUAAACCCAGCAACUGGUCAACCAGACUAUUCCCAGCAGUGGAUAGAUUACUACCGUUCUUUGGGCCUCAUGAGGGAAGCGGAGGCUGUUGAGCAACAGGCCAAGCAACAGCAACAACAAGCAUCCGGCGGCGCGCCCAGCACGCCCACGCCGGCCGCGCCCGCCGCCGCGCCCGCGUCGCCCGCGCCCGCCGCCGACUAUAGCGCGCAGUGGGCCGAGUACUACCGCAGCAUCGGCAAGAUGAAGGAGGCAGAGGCUAUCGAGGCGCAGAUCAAGUUGAAGCAACAACAGCCACAACAACCGGCCAGCGUCCCGCCCCAGCCGACCCCUCAGGCAACGCCCCCCAACCCCACGCCCCCGACGUCCGCCAACAGCGCUCCUCAAUACGGCCACACCAGAACACUCUCAACACCAACAUCAGUAAAUAGGCCGGCCGGACCGCCCGCGACACCCAGAAGAUACCUCUCCAAUAUAGAUAUAAAAUAUAUUGUA